AGGCUGUUGGAUUCCCUUCGAGAGAUAACUCCUCGUGUCAUGUUCAUCCAGAGUUGUGUCGCCAUGGACUUAUCUGCCAACGUCUUGCUUGCGGCUGGGGCAUCUCCUGUGAUGCUCCAUGCAGCAGAGGAGGUAGAAGACCUGAUGAAGCUCUCUGCCGCUCUCUCCAUCAGUGCAGGAGCUGCGUCUUCGCCGACUUGGAUCAAGGCCAUGGAGCUCGCAGCGUCCACAGCCCAUGGCAGUGGAAAGCCGUGGGUCCUCGACUCAGAAGGCUGUGGGGAGUCGGCCUAUCGCAGCGAGCUGUGUGCAAGGCUGAUGCAGUACCAUCCUACCGCCGUCAGGGGAAGCCCUCUGGAGAUCAUGGCUCUGGCAGCUGGAGGAGAUGACACUGAAGACUGGGAGGUCAAACUCGAGACACAGCGAGCGUUCCCUGCGGCUCUUGCAUUGGCGAAGCACUUCAAGUGUGUGACGGCGAUAUCGAACACUCAAGACAACAUUGUCACAGAUGGGGCUACCAAAGCGAUCAUACAAAGUGGCGGGAAAAAGGGGUACAUACGUUUGAUUGCGGGUACCGGAACAUCCCUGAGCGCGCUAAGGUCAGCA
Molecule: messenger RNA, 603 nt
Organism: Guillardia theta CCMP2712
Lineage: Eukaryota; Cryptophyceae; Pyrenomonadales; Geminigeraceae
Product: putative THIM
Exons: 3
Biological process (GO): thiamine biosynthetic process
Molecular function (GO): magnesium ion binding; hydroxyethylthiazole kinase activity; ATP binding
Source: RefSeq, a predicted model, not a curated record